AUGGAUCUGGAUAAUCUGAGCACUCUGAGAGAGAAAUUCACUCUCCGACACCUCAUGCUUAGAGAAUUUCUAGCUGAAUUUCUUGGGACUUUCAUGCUGAUACUCUUCGGCUGUGGUUCAGUAGCCCAGGCUGUACUCAGUAGAGGAGCUCUGGGGGAAACACUCAGCAUUCACAUUGGCUUUACUACUGGGGUAAUGCUGGCUGUGUAUGUAGCAGGAGGAGUGUCAGGAGGACAUGUAAACCCAGCUGUAUCACUGGCCCUGGUUGUCCUGGGAAAAUUUCCCAUUAAGAAAUUCCCAGUAUACGUGGCUGCACAGUUCAUUGGUGCUUUUACAGGUUCCUGUGUUGUUUUUGGACUCUACUAUGAUGCCUUUAUGGACUACAGCAAUGGAGUGCUGCUUGUGUCAGGUGAAAAUGCCACUGCUAACAUCUUCGCCUCAUAUCCAGCAAAACAUCUCUCAACUGUCAACGCGUUUAUAGAUCAGGUGAUCGGCACCGGUGCACUGGUGCUGUGUAUCCUGGCCAUUUUGGACAGGAAGAACAUUGGAGCUCCUAAAGGCAUGGAGCCAUUACUCAUCGGCCUUACUAUCCUGGCCAUUGGAGUGUCUAUGGGUCUAAACUGUGGCUACCCUAUCAACCCAGCGCGAGACCUGGGCCCCCGGAUCUUCACUGCUGUGGCAGGAUGGGGGAUGGAGGUGUUCAGGGCUGGGGGCUGUUGGUGGUGGAUUCCAGUUUGUGCUCCAAUGGUGGGGGGUGUAGUGGGUGCUAUGAUCUACUACCUGCUGAUCGAGCUGCACCACCCUGAGCCAGAGAAGGAGACUAAGAAGGAGAAUACUAUCAGUGACAAGUAUGAAAUGAUCAUCAUAAGCUAAACAUGCCAAGAAAAAAUUAAACAGGACACUUUCUACUAUCUUCAGGUCCAUCCUGC
Molecule: messenger RNA, 929 nt
Organism: Trichomycterus rosablanca
Lineage: Eukaryota; Metazoa; Chordata; Actinopteri; Siluriformes; Trichomycteridae
Gene: aqp9b
Product: aquaporin 9b
Exons: 6
Coding region: 1-873 (290 amino acids)
Biological process (GO): water transport; glycerol transmembrane transport
Cellular component (GO): basolateral plasma membrane; plasma membrane
Molecular function (GO): urea transmembrane transporter activity; glycerol channel activity; water channel activity
Source: RefSeq, a predicted model, not a curated record